Messenger RNA from Dissoconium aciculare CBS 342.82, 1163 nucleotides. RefSeq lists its product as uncharacterized. Bases 112 to 1023 code for a protein of 303 amino acids. The record is from RefSeq and is a predicted model, not a curated record. The transcript is spliced from 3 exons. NCBI's taxonomy places the organism in Eukaryota, Fungi, Ascomycota, Dothideomycetes, Mycosphaerellales, Dissoconiaceae. Gene Ontology annotation, molecular function: protein binding.
GACACUGGUCAUGCAUAUAUAUGCUAUGGACCUGGCCCCUUCCUCACGAUCACUUGCGUAUAGCAGAAAAGACAUCACACGCUUACUUUCCACUCUGUGAUUGCCUUCAGCAUGAACCACAUCGGCAUGGAUAAUCUCAAACACCUGCGUUCCUCAGGAGCAUACGCCGACCUCACCCUGGUGUGCGGCUCGCAGAAAUGGCCAGUCCAUCGAUGCAUUCUCUUUGCAGCAAGCAGUCAAUUCAAAGCAAGUUAUGGCUGCCAGCCCUUUGAGGAAGGCAUUAUCAGACUUCAGAGCAACGAAAACGAAACGUCCUGGGUUGAAAACGAAUAUUUUGACCCUACCGAUCCGGAACUCCUGUCGUUGAUGCUGGACUUCAUUUACCUGGGCGACUAUAACGAAGCUCCUGGUUCAGUGGAUCAGGACCCGCACGCGUUCAUUGGAGAGAUUAGCGACUCGCAGACCCUGAACUUGCAGAUAUUGGUCGACUCAGACGACAACGCAGAGGAAGCAAAAUUCUAUUCCCCCCCAACGAGCCCUGUUUCAUCUAUAUCAACCGUUCUCGAUUCGAUGACACUCAGAUCGGCGGAGAACUCUUCAGUAACUCCAAAGACCGCACUCGAACGACGAAACGAACUCGCCCUCCAUAUCAAGAUGUGGAGGAUGGGAACGGAUCACCAAAUCCAGUCUCUUCAAAACUUAGCCCUCAGCAAAUUUAAAUCUGCUACCGAAAGCCGCACCUACAACAAGAAAGAGUUCGCAGACUCUCUGCUCCUCGCAUGGAGAAUCAAGGUCUUCGGCGAAUCGGCGCAGACAAGCCUGGGAGCCGCCAUCCUUGACGUUUUGGAGCGCGAUAUUGACUCGCUGAUCGAUAGCGGUCCCGUCAAGAAAGCUGUGAAGCGAAUCCCGGGUCUGGGAGCGGCAAUUAUCGCCAAAUUGGCAAGACGACAACCCCUCAACAGAAUACUCGCGGUUCGGAAUCAUGAAGGGAACGAUCGUUUGGUUGCGUAUAAGCAUCGAUGAUGCUUUCCCUGCCAUGCCCUUUGUUUUAUUGUUCAAUUUUCGUGGAUUUUGUAAAGAUAGAAUCAUGUAUUUGCAUAGGCAGGCUCGGCUCACAAUUUUACCUCGCCAAUAUAGACAAAGAAAUGCGCAUUUAUAGGCAC